Molecule: messenger RNA, 2277 nt
Organism: Cimex lectularius (bed bug)
Lineage: Eukaryota; Metazoa; Arthropoda; Insecta; Hemiptera; Cimicidae
Product: mitogen-activated protein kinase kinase kinase 7-like
Exons: 12
Coding region: 59-1774 (571 amino acids)
Biological process (GO): protein phosphorylation; JNK cascade; positive regulation of canonical NF-kappaB signal transduction
Molecular function (GO): MAP kinase kinase kinase activity; magnesium ion binding; ATP binding
Source: RefSeq, a predicted model, not a curated record
AUUCAUUGAGUGAGUUUCGGCUCUUUUGAAUUGCGUCUUCAGAACAAAUCAAUGUGUUAUGAACUAUGAAGAUGGCGGCAACGUCAAGUUUUGUCAAGUCCAUCAGCUGUUCAUCGGUCCUUUAUUUUUGUUUAACACCUUCGCGUACAAAGUGAUUUUUUUGAAACUGAGAGUUGAAAAAUCCGACCUAAACGAAGGCCUGAUGGCUUUCGAAGGAGCCGUCGGGCCGAACGAAACCUUUGUCGAGAAAAUUAACUAUGAAGAUAUAACUAUAUUGAAGCCGAUCGGCAAAGGCUCCUUCGGGGUCGUCUACAAGGCGGAGUGGAAAAAUAAAGAAGUCGCCGUCAAAUUGAUCGAAACCGAGGCGGAGAAGGCUUCCUUCAAAGUGGAACUCAAGCAGCUAUCCAGGGUGAGACAUCCCAAUAUUGUCAAGUUGUACGGCGCCUGCACAGAGAAACCAGUCGGACUCGUUAUGGAAUAUGCCGAAGGCGGAUCGUUGUACAAUUUUCUCCAUUCCCAACCGCUAAAAAGAUAUACAGCAGGCCAUGCAAUGAGUUGGGCAUUGCAAUGUGCUAAAGGAGUAGAAUACCUUCAUACAAUGAAUCCGCCGUUAAUCCAUAGGGAUCUUAAACCUCCAAAUUUGCUGCUCGUCAAAGGAGGGACAGUUCUUAAAAUUUGUGAUUUCGGCACUGCUUGUGAUAAGAAGACUUACAUGACCAAUAACAAAGGGAGCGCCACAUGGAUGGCACCAGAAGUUUUUGAAAGUUCUAAAUACACAGAAAAAUGUGAUGUUUAUAGUUGGGGUAUUAUAUUGUGGGAGGUGAUAACUAGGGAGAAAAAUCCUUAUAAAGGUAUACAGUCGACAGCUUACACAAUAAUGUGGGCCGUCCAUAAAGGUGUUCGGCCUCCUCUCAUCAUCAACUGUCCUCCUCCCAUUGAAAAAUUAAUAACUAAAUGUUGGGAUAAAGACUUAGAGGUAAGGCCGUCAAUAUCAGAAGUCGUUAGAAUUAUGGAAUUACUGCUUCCUUAUUUUUCUGGCUAUGAUGAGCCCAUCACAUCGGAAGAGGAGGAUUCAUCAAUAAAUGAGGGUAGUCAAGAACAAGAUUAUGACUACAGUAAUGAAUUUGACGAUGAUGAACUCCCUGAAGAAAUAAUUCCCGAUUCAUACAUCGAGCAGUUGAGAGAGAGUAAAAAACUGAAUUUAAACAUAUAUGAAAAAGUUCCAAAUUUAAUGUCCCAACUGAGCAUUCAAAUUGAUGAAGACGUGGGUUGGGAUGAUAAAAACGGGCUGGACUUAGCCUGUGCUUUACCCACUGGGGAUGAUAACAUAAGAGAGGGCCCAAGCCUGGAAGACAAAAAAGAAGGUGGUUCUGCCAAUUCGAAGGAACCAGGAUUACCACCUUCAGGGUUAUUUCAGAAUGAAGGCAGGAAGCCAAAUCACGACCUUGAUGUUUAUCAGACGAUGCUCGACCCACAGCUAAGGCCGAUACCUCCUGACCCAACUUCGGAGCGCUCUGUAGAGAUUUACAAGGAGCAUACACGAAGUGCACAAGAAUACUUCAAAGUGCAAACAGAGAUCGCACUUCUGGCCAAGUCCCUUGAUGAACUCAGUGAAAGACUUUCCGUGUCCACUGAGAAGGAACAGCAGGACAUUCAUCGUCUCGAAAAUGAAAAGGAAAACCUGAUCAAAUUGAAGGAGAGCUUGAAAGAACAGAUUAAAGCGCGACAACAACAAAUAUCAGAAAAUCAAUUAAUUCACACUCAUCCGACCUAGUUUAUAGUGCUUCCUCUUAUUAUAAUACUGUAAAUUAUUGUUGUAAAUAAUUCCAAUUAGUUUUUCGUGAUCACUAGUCCUUGAACAUUGUAAAAAUUAAUAAUUAUUUUUUAUAUAAGUGAGUACAUUUUAGGACGUAAUAUUUUGGAAUAAAUUUUUCUUUUCUUUUUUUUAUAUUGGUUUUAUAUGUCUUGAUUUUUUUAAUUGUUAUAAAUUGAAAUUUUGGUUAGUUAGGCCUACUGAUACCUGAUACUAAGUGAAGGUUUAAAAAAAAUAUAUAUGUACAAAGCAUUAAAUUAAUUGUUCUAUAAUCUUGAAAUUAAGCCUUGGUUGAGUAUUUGCAGAAAAAGAAAAUUAUAGUUGUGCUUUACUUCUCGAGUUUAUUUUAAUCUUAGAGAUCGGAGAUUAUUUUUGUAAGUUCUCAGUGUUAUGACGUGCACAAAAAUUUGGUUUAUACUGCUGCUUAGUUACAAAAAUGCAAUAAAAAUUACUAUUAAUGACGA